UAAUUAUUGUCUGAUUCUUCUCCCUAUUUUCAGUUUUAGAUUCAUGGCCUUUGGAAAGCUGAUCCAGCUAUUCUUUUCUCUCUGCUUCCUGCAAAGUGUAUUAGCAACCACUAGAGGGAAGGAGAUUGCUGGUGCUCUCAACUACUACACCAUAGAGAUUGACGAGGGAGAAGCCACAGCCAGGAACGUGGCUAAAAGGAAUGGCUUAGACUACGUCCUACCGGUUGGAAAUCUGAAAGGGUUCCACAUCUUGAAGUUACCAAGCAAACGCAUCAGGAAGAGAACCACCAAACGCAGCACAAAACGGCUGCUGAAACGUCUUUCCCGGGAUCCCCAGGUCAAAUGGGUAGAACAGCAAGAUAUUCAUGAAAUAGAAAAGCGAGACCCAGCUUUUUUACCUGAUAUCUCAUCGCUUCUUGAAGGCGACAGUUUCAAUUCAAUCUAUGAACCACUGGAGCGGGAGAAGAAAAAUACCAUCCAUCCAGUAAUCUUUAAAAUAUUGAGCAGUGAAAGUGAAGAAGGAAAGGCACUGCAGUUCAACGACCCUUUGUGGUCAGCACAGUGGGAGUUGUUUAACACUGGCCAGACCAAUGGACCAAAGGGAUUUGACAUUAAUGUGAUGCCAGCUUGGAAGAAAAAUAUAACUGGCUCUGGAGUAGUUGUGGCAAUCAUAGACGAUGGUGUGGACCAUAUAAACACAGACCUGAAGAAAAAUUAUGAUCCUAAUGCCAGCUUUGAUUUCAACGACUUUCUUGAUGAUCAGCAUGAUCCAGUUCCUAAUUACGCGGAUCCCUCUAAUGGUCAUGGAACAAAAUGUGCUGGUGAAGUAGCAAUGGAAGCUAACAACAACUUCUGUGGAGUUGGCAUUGCAUAUAAUGCAAGAAUUGGAGGCAUUCGCAUCCUGGAUGGCAAAGUGACUGAUGCCCUGGAAGCUGCAGCCCUCACCUACAAGAACAAUUAUAUCGAUAUCUACAGCUGCUGUUGGGGUCCCAAAGAUAAUGGGAGGAAACUUGACGGCCCCGGAAAAUUGACAAGCAAAGCAAUUAGGGAGGGGGCAGAGAAGGGUCGAAAUGGUAAAGGAAAUAUUUUCAUUUGGGCCUCUGGAAAUGGUGGCAUGCUCGAAGAUCACUGUGGCGCUGAUGGAUAUGUGAAUAGUAUCUUCACAGUGGCAGUAGGAGCUGUUAGCAACCUGGGCCUCAGUACGUUUUACUCUGAGGCUUGUUCAGCAGUUAUGGCAGUCGUACCGACAGGAGGAGCAAGCAAUUCACCUUUUGAAAAAAAUGGCAUGGAUGAACUCGACUUGGUGACAACUGAACUCGAUAAUGAAUGCACCAAAACCUUCAAAGGUACUUCCAGUGCAGCUCCAAUGGCAGCUGGUAUAAUUGCAUUGGUCCUUGAGGUCAAUCCUAAUCUCACAUGGCGAGAUGUGCAGCACCUUAUUGUCCGGACCUGCAAGAUCACUGACCCUUUGAGCAAAGACUGGAAGAUAAAUGGAGCAGGCUACCAUGUUCAUCACAAGUAUGGAUUUGGUUUGCUUGAUGCUGGGCGAAUACUGAAGGAAGCUCUUAAGUUGAAACCAAUGGGAUCUCAACGGCUGUGUAUAAGUAAUUAUGAUUUUCUAUCAGAAAAAGCUAUUCCUACAAAUGGUUCUCUGACGCUGAGCCUGAGAACAAAUGCGUGCCUGGGAACAGAGAGCUCGAUUGACACACUCGAGCAUGUGCAGGUGACUGCUUCGAUGUCAUCCUUGUGCCGAGGUGACCUCAGCAUUUCUCUCACCUCACCAUUAGGUUCUGUAUCUGAACUCCUUAAAGUCCGUAUGCUUGACAACUCCAAGAUGGGGCUAAACAACUGGACAUUCAUGACUGUCCAUUCUUGGGGAGAGAACCCCAGAGGCGAGUGGCAUCUUACAAUUACCGAUAAUUUCAAUUCCACUCUGGAUUGCGACAGAGAUGAGAAAGAAUUAAGACAUGGAUUAAUCUACAAAUUUGAACUAAUCUUCUGGGGAACCUACCUGGAUGAAAAACAAGGAAUUCAGGAUAAUGCUAGAAAUCUGCUGGAUGAAAGUAAUGAAGACCUCAUACAUCUCCGAAAACUCACAAAAGAAAACAAAAUUGAUAAACGACUCACCGAAGAAUUCUUUUAUGAACAGAAGAGAAAGGUGGAUGAAGAUGCAAUUCUGUACUCAUGGUCAAACCCAUUGUUUACCCAUGAGGUAAGAAAUGCAUCUGCUCCAAGUUCUAACAUGGGAGAAACUUUGCUGAAAUUCUGGUACCUUCUUCGCAAUAAAGAUGAAGCCAAAAGUUAUUCAAAAAGAGAUUUGUUGGCUGGUAAAUCCAGUGUACAGGUGAGUUUCUACACUUUCGAUUGCUUACCAUUUCUUGCCCCUUAAUAAUGGAGUUUUGUUAUAAAGCAGA
Molecule: messenger RNA, 2414 nt
Organism: Amblyraja radiata (thorny skate)
Lineage: Eukaryota; Metazoa; Chordata; Chondrichthyes; Rajiformes; Rajidae
Product: PC3-like endoprotease variant B
Exons: 18
Coding region: 44-2389 (781 amino acids)
Biological process (GO): protein processing
Cellular component (GO): trans-Golgi network; Golgi membrane
Molecular function (GO): serine-type endopeptidase activity
Source: RefSeq, a predicted model, not a curated record